AAAAAAAAAAAAAGUAAUAUAUGUCUGUGUGUGUGUCUAUUUCCUUUGACAAUAGGUACUAAAGUAGUAGUUGGUUAAUAUUAGCUGGUUGGGUUAUUUUAGUGUUACUGAGGGUUUCUACAUAAUAGAGUUAUUAAAUGCUAGGUUGGUGAUUCUAAAGUCCUAUACACUACAUUCUGCUAAAGUAAGGAAGCUGUUCUAGCUGCCUUGUGUUGUAGUAGAUCUCUAGAGGAUUAAAGGCUAAACUCCAACGUGCCCUUUUACUGUUUACACACAUGAUUUGUAUGGAGCUUACAGGGACUUUUGGCAAUGACAAGUCAUACUAAGAACACACCUUUCCUUGUCUAGGGGUGCAGCAAUUACCCAAAGAGUGAGUUUCUUCAGUUUUGUACUCUGUCCCUCAAUUGUUACCCACUGCUCCAGGAGGACGAAGAGGGCCCAACAGGACAUCUUACUGUCGAAAUCCACUCUGUGAGCCAGGAUCUUCAGGGGCCUCCGGUGGAGGCCAUACUUCCAGUGCGUCUGUGACCAGCGUCCGUUCCCGAACCAGGACCAGUUCUGGGACGGGCCUCUCCAGCCCUCCGCUGGCCACCCAGACAGUUGUACCUCUUCAGCACUGCAAGAUCCCCGAGCUGCCGGUCCAGGCCAGCAUUCUCUUUGAGCUCCAGCUCUUCUUCUGCCAGCUCAUAGCCCUGUUCGUGCACUACAUCAACAUCUAUAAGACAGUCUGGUGGUACCCACCCUCACACCCACCCUCCCACACCUCCCUGAACUUCCACCUGAUCGACUUCAACUUGCUGAUGGUGACCACCAUUGUUCUGGGCCGCCGCUUCAUUGGGUCCAUCGUGAAGGAGGCUUCUCAGAGGGGGAAGGUCUCCCUCUUUCGCUCCAUCCUGCUGUUCCUCACCCGCUUCACCGUUCUCACGGCAACAGGCUGGAGUCUGUGCCGGUCCCUCAUCCACCUCUUCAGGACCUACUCCUUCCUGAACCUCCUGUUCCUCUGCUAUCCGUUUGGGAUGUACAUUCCGUUCCUGCAGCUGAACUACGAUCUUCGCAAGACAAACCUCUUCAGCCAUGUGGCUUCCAUGGGGCCCCGAGAGGCAGUCAGUGGCCUGGCAAGGAGUCGGGACUACUUGCUGACACUUCGGGAGACUUGGAAGCAGCACACAAGACAGCUGUAUGGCCCAGAAGCCAUGCCCACUCAUGCCUGCUGCCUGUCACCCAGCCUCAUUCGCAAUGAAGUAGAGUUCCUCAAAAUGGACUUCAAUUGGCGCAUGAAGGAAGUGCUUGUCAGCUCCAUGCUGAGUGCCUAUUAUGUGGCCUUUGUACCUGUUUGGUUUGUCAAGAAUACACACUACUAUGACAAGCGCUGGUCCUGCGAGCUCUUCCUGCUGGUGUCCAUCAGCACCUCUGUGAUCCUCAUGCAGCACCUGCUCCCUGCUAGCUACUGUGACCUGCUGCACAAAGCUGCUGCCCAUCUGGGCUGCUGGCAGAAGGUGGACCCGGCCCUUUGCUCCAACGUGCUGCAGCACCCGUGGACUGAAGAGUGCAUGUGGCCACAGGGUGUGCUGGUGAAACACAGCAAGAAUGUCUACAAAGCAGUGGGCCACUACAACGUGGCCAUCCCCUCCGAUGUCUCCCACUUCCGGUUCCACUUCUUUUUCAGCAAUCCCCUGAGGAUCCUCAACAUCCUCUUGCUGCUGGAGGGCGCUGUCAUUGUCUACCAGCUCUACUCCCUAAUGUCCUCGGAAAAGUGGCACCAGACCAUUUCACUGGCCCUCAUCCUCUUCAGCAACUACUAUGCCUUCUUCAAGCUGCUCCGGGACCGCCUGGUUUUGGGCAAAGCCUACUCAUACUCAGCCAGUCCCCAGAGAGACCUGGACCACCGGUUCUCCUGAGCUCCAGGGUGAUCCUCAAGACAAGCAUCCAGGCUUCACCCAAGGGCCUUCUGGCCAAGGGCUGUUGGGGUUGGGUUGGGGGGGUGGGGCAAAAAACCCAAAAAAACCCAAAAAAAUCUACCAGAGCUUUGUAUUUUUGUUACGUAAUGUUUCUUUCUUUGAUAAUUGAUGUGAUGAGAAGAAAAAAAGUCUUAUUUUUAUACU
Molecule: messenger RNA, 2102 nt
Organism: Peromyscus leucopus (white-footed mouse)
Lineage: Eukaryota; Metazoa; Chordata; Mammalia; Rodentia; Cricetidae
Gene: Tmem39b
Product: transmembrane protein 39B
Exons: 9
Coding region: 801-1898 (365 amino acids)
Cellular component (GO): membrane
Source: RefSeq, a predicted model, not a curated record